Messenger RNA from Pseudo-nitzschia multistriata, 990 nucleotides. The record is from the annotation of a GenBank genome assembly. NCBI's taxonomy places the organism in Eukaryota, Bacillariophyta, Bacillariophyceae, Bacillariales, Bacillariaceae.
AGUCUUCCGGAGGCGAGAAACAAUCACCAUCUCAACAACCAUGCCGCUGCCGAAACGAUGGAACAAAUCGAAGCCCCCCCCGGCUGGCUUCGAGGCGAUCGAAGCCACCCUCGAGGCGCUCGAGCACGAGCUCCGUGACAGGAUCAAGGAGACGAACGAGCGCAAGCGCAAGACGGAGUCGAUGUGGCCGGUGCACCAGAUCGGAUGGCAGAAAUCCCGCUACGUCUACGACAUGUUCUACACCUACAAGCGCAUCUCCCGUCCCGUCUACGAAUACUGCCUCCGUCAGAAGCUCGUCGACGCGGCACUCAUAGCCAAGUGGAAAAAGCCGGGCUACGAGCGCCUCUGCAGCACCUACGUGAUCAACCCGACCAACUACAAGUUUGGGACCACCAGCAUCUGCCGCGUCCCUAUGAAGGACCGCGGUCCCGAGCAGAAGACCGCCGUUGAUCCCACCACGGGGUGCCUCGGGUGCGCCUCGGGCCCGGGCGCGGGCCCGAAGAACAUUUUUGGCAACAAGUACGGCCAGUACCUGGCGGCGGUCCAGGUCGCCAGAGAGGCUCGGAUUGAAGGGGCAAAGGAGCAGCGAAGAAAGGAGGAAGAGGAACAGGAACGGACAGGCAACGAUGAGACCGACGACGAUUCGGACACCGAUUCCGGCGGCGACGACGACGGCGUCUGGGCGGGUUCCGGGAGGGUCGGGACGCGGGACGAAAGCGACAGCGAAACAGAGGAACCGAUUAUUCCUCCUUCUGCCAAGAGAGCCAGGACAUGAGCCAGCUGGUUGCGUUCAAAGAUCACGAGUCCGUGCGAAAUAUUCUUGCCGAUGGGCAUCGUCUGGGCUCGGUAUUCAUUUCCAAGGGAAACUACUUGUAGAACCGGUAGUAUCACCAGUAGUAUCACCAGUGCCCCUGGGAUCAUCAUAAGAAUUUCUGAUUUCAAAUUGUGAAGUAGUAUAUUAGUAGUAGACAAUAAUAUUAAUCGUAAGAU